Paramecium tetraurelia is the source of this 954-nucleotide messenger RNA. RefSeq lists its product as uncharacterized. NCBI's taxonomy places the organism in Eukaryota, Ciliophora, Oligohymenophorea, Peniculida, Parameciidae. The record is from RefSeq and is a predicted model, not a curated record. The transcript has 2 exons.
AUGUUUUUUAAUGACACUACAAGCUAAUAAUAAAUUGCACUUACUCCUGAUUCAAAAAUCACUGAAAGAGUGAAAAUUCCUUAAACACAAACGAAACAAUAGAUCAUUGAACAUCAUUAAGGCAUUAACAAAUUACUCGAUAAAAUGAAUGAAACCAUCGGCAGAAUAUUUAAAACCAAAGAGGAUGAAUUACGAGGCAAUAUCAAAUAACAAAUCGACGAAGCCUAAGCAUAAGUAAUAUAACUGACUAAUGAAACUACAGAAGAUUAAGUGCAACGGAAAUUGAAAGAGAAAAGAUAAGAAAUAGAAGAAGAAAGAUAAAAAAUAUUACAAUCAUCCAUGGAAUUCUCAAACAAAUGUAUUGAAUACAAGAACAGUCUCAGCAAAGUUAUGACUACAACCAAAGAUCUAAUCUCAGAAAUACAAUUUCUAGACACCUAGUUAAUGAGUGCCAAAAUUACAAAUUAGCAAUUAAAGAAACAAUUGGAUAACAUCUAAACCAAUACAGUCAAUCAAGAUUAUUUCAGUCAUGAAUCAACUUUCAGAUAACCAGAAAUACCAGGAAUGGAUAUCGAAGGAGUCAAUGAGCAAUAUCAAAAGGCAGAGUAAGAGCUAAUUAAAACCAAAAAGAUUUACGAGAACAUUGAAUAAGUCAAACAGGAUUCAGCAUUUGAAGAAAAUUAAAUUGAAAAAAUAUUCCUUGAAUGUGUUUAAAAAGUCAAGCAGCACAAACUUAAUACUGAAAUUCAAAAAGUUUAGUAGCUGAGUAAAAAUCCUAGACAAUUACUUAAACCUAUUCAAUCAUUAAAACAAUUUCACAAGCAAACAGAAGCAUUAAACCAACAAGACUUCAUAUUUUCAGACAUUGAAUUCAAUGACAUUCAUAAGAAAAUGAUUUUCGAUGAAUUUUUAUCAAGAAAUGAAAUCAAAGCCCUGAUUUACAAUUUGCUGUGA